Molecule: messenger RNA, 3621 nt
Organism: Ceratina calcarata
Lineage: Eukaryota; Metazoa; Arthropoda; Insecta; Hymenoptera; Apidae
Gene: Brd8
Product: Bromodomain containing 8
Exons: 3
Coding region: 143-3295 (1050 amino acids)
Cellular component (GO): NuA4 histone acetyltransferase complex
Molecular function (GO): protein binding
Source: RefSeq, a predicted model, not a curated record
UUUCGGAUAGACGGAAUGCGUGUCGCGCGCGUAUGUCAACAAUCGUAAACGUAAACGAAGAUAUUGUUAAAACGCUUCCAAAUUCAUUUAAUUAUACGCGUAUGCGUUAACGAGGAAGAUAUCAUAGUAAAAAUUCACGAAAAUGGCUUCGGUGCAGGACAGAAUGAAAUUGAAAAGAGCUUACGAUAAUUGGAGUACACGUGAGCAACUAUGCUUGGCUUCCAGCGUAUUAAAAUCGGGAGACCAAAAUUGGGUGAGCGUAUCACGCUCAUUGAAAGCAAUCGUGGAGAAAGAAUCAUCCAGGCCACCUGAUUGGUUUUCUCAAAAAUCGUGUGCUAUUCAGUAUGCACAUUUAUUAGAGAAUGCAGAUACUCCAAAGAGGAAAAAGAGAGAGAGCGGAGAAACCAGUGGUGAAUCAAUAGUCCGAAGAUUAACACAGGAGAGAAUAGUUGAAUUAGGCCAAAUGCUAGCGUACCAGAGAGAGGAAUACCAACAACUUAAGGCUGAAAUAAAUUUAUUGAAAUCGGGGACAUUAACAGAGGACAAGCUGCAGAAAAUGUGGCUUGGCAUCGAGCAGGAAGAACGAGAACAAGAGCAGAAGGCAAGGGCACAUUCUGCGUGGUUGGUGAAACGCCAGAAGCAAGAAUUGAGUCCAUUGCAAGUAAUACCUACUAUAACUCAACACAAACCCGUUGAAAAUGCGGCAGAAGAAACAGCCGAAACUAUUGAUGAAGAGGAGAAGAAACCUAAAGGAGGAAGAUCACCACUGUUAACAAGCCUAUUAAAAUCACCAAGUCCGACGACACAAAUACAAACCUCAACAACUACGGCGCAAGUGAGCUCUCCUACUAUCUCAAGCCUGCUCGGUUCCAGUCCUAAAGUACCAAAUUCUCAAUUGACUCAGACUGUAUCACCGCAGUUGCAUCAUUUGGUUACAUCAGCAAUUUCUAAUGUACCGCCGGAAAGGCCGUCAGUAGGUGCGCCGACUUUAUCCAUGUUAUUAGAAAUGCCUGCCAAUGCACAGAGAGUUCCUUUGCCUACUUUACAGUCAACAUCGACUGUUGUACCUCAACAACAACAGCCUUCCGAGGUUCAUAAUGUUCAACCUCAACCUGUGCAGCAAGUAACAGUUCAAAAUGAAACACCAGUUUCUAGUCAAUCUCUCACAAUCAGUGCGCCCACUAUACCAGCUACGGAAAGCAUGGUACAGAUUAUAGAUCACAUAGACGAUGUGAUUCGUAAAGAAAUGAUGGCAGACGUGAUAGAUAAAGAUGAAAUCAAUGAAAUUAUUGGGGACAUAGAAGAGCUGAUAAAAGAAGAAAUAACUGGUAGUCCGCAAACCUUAGAAACUGCUACAUCAACAGUUGACACCAUUACGGUACCCCAGAUUUCAGAGGUGCCAGUAGUAGCAGAGAGACCAGAGCCUAGAGACGUGGACGAAGUUGUGUCGCUUUCAAAUUCACCGGAAAGUGAAAUGGCUAUUGAAGAGAUUGAUUCCAGUACAUCGAACAUUGCGGAAAUCAUAGGUACAGUAGCUAUCGAACCACAAGAACCAAAAGUGAUCGUUGCCGAGAUAUCUAAGACCAUGACGACUACACCUGAAGAUGUAAAGUCUGAAGAAAGCACAUGCGACGAAAGGAUAAACGAGGAGCUUGUUCCGGAAUUAGAAAAUCAAGAUGGUGAAAACAGCAAGGAUGCUCCCUCGGAAGAUAAACAAGUAAUUGAAGAAUUUGAUACUGCGGAUUCAACGUCGAAUACAGAAGUUGAAGAGAAUGACUCGAAGACCGUUUCGAAAGAACUAAUAGACGAAAUGACGGGAGAUGGAAUAGAAGAGGAGGAAGAAACUGAAGUGGUACUACCGGAAGUUAAGGAAACGCCUGCUAACAAGCUGCAGAGGAUAUCCCCUGAAGAGGUAGAGAAUAAGAAUAACAUGGAAUUGGACCAACUAGAGAUGCACCUUGCCAAAAUCACAGGUGAACAGCAAGAUGUUCCAUCGGCGGAAGUAGUCAGCGUGUCUUCUGAAAUAACGAAUGAUCUUCCAAGCACCGAGGAUACAGAAAAAUCACAAGAUAUCAGUUUAAUUUUAGAAGAUGAUGAAAGUAGUUCAGAUGACAAAAAGAAAAUAACGGAAGAACAAAUUAUAGAGAAUACAAUCGAAAGUAAUGGGUCUAUUGAUUCGUAUAAAGAGGAACCUAUAAUUGUGAUAAAAGAGAAGACUAUUAUAGAAGUAAGCGAGGAGUCCCCAGAGAAAUCGCAAGAAGAAUACACAGAGGAGACUUUGGAAUUGUACACGGACGAAUAUAAGAAAGAGGAUACGAAGGAUUCGUCAGAAGAUACAACGAGUUCUAUUCUACAAGAUAUUGAAGUUAAAGAAGAGGAAAUAGAGGAAACAGCAAUCGUGGAAGAUUCUGCUCAGUCAGUAUCUCCGGAAGAGACAGAAAAUUCAAAACCAGAAUCAGUAGAACCUGUCAAACCCGAACCGGAUACUGUUAAGAAAGAAGAACAUGUAUACGAAGAAUCAAAAGCGGAAGAAAUAGAAUCAAAAACGCAAGUAGGAAAUGCCGAGAUACUUGAAGUUAAAAAGGAAGACGUUAAAGAAGAGAAGGAGGAGAAAAAGAGUGUAGAUAUUGAGCGAGAUGUAAAAAAAGAAUCGGAAUCUGUAAUAAGUGCUGGAGAAGAUACUGUCGAAUUAGACGAAGAAGAAUCCUCUUUGAGCAAAUUAAGCGCUGGACGUGCGAUGAAAACUUAUUCGAAAAAACAAAAUGUUUGUAUCGAUAGCGAGCCCGAGAACGAAGGUACUGGAGAAGGUGCAGAUUACAGGGCAUGGAAGAAAGCGGUGAUGCUGGUCUACAAUCGACUUGCUACACAUAAAUACGCGUCCGUGUUUCUGAGACCUAUUACGGAAGAUCAAGCGCCGGGAUACCAUUCAAUCAUUUUUAGACCUAUGGAUUUAUCCACUAUUAAAAAGAAUAUAGACAACGGCACGAUCAGAUCUACGAUGAAUUUCCAACGCGAUGUUAUGUUAAUGUUUCAAAAUGCCAUUAUGUACAAUAAACAUGAUACAUUUAUUUAUAAAAUAGCAAUUUCCAUGCAGAAAGAAUGUCUGCAACAUAUGCAGAUAUUGGUGCAAGUCAAGGCAGAAGGCACGCUUAGGAGAGAAACGAGAACUGCAGCGAGCAGUAGUAGCGAAGCUAGUGAGAGUAGCAUAAAAAGGAAACGAAGUCAUAUCACUCCAAGCCCGCACGAUACCGACAGUCCACGGUCGAAAAAACGUAGAAAAUCAGAGAACGAUUAAGAAAUUUUAUAUAUACAUAUGUAUAAUGUGAUAUUCAUUAAAACUCGCAAGAACAUGGAAAGGAGAGGAGGAAGGAAAAUCUGUCCCGUUAACAUUGAGGAACAAUGUUGGACAAGAGAAGAGAGACAAUGUGAAAUUUCUUUAUCCUUCAGUGAAAGGAAUGAUCCCUAGAAGCAGGAUUUCGAUUCCUUUUGUUUUUUCAUACGUAAUUGUAAUUAAAUAUAACAAAAAAACGAGAUCAUAAUCAUUCGUGAAAUCCUAAACCUUGAAUGAAAAGAUUGAUUCUUUUGUUUUAUGAAAGAUGUAAUAAAACAUUUUAUAACAUG